AUGAUGAAUGGUGAUCUUGCGGGUUGGCUGGGUGCUACGGAUAAAGUGACGAUACUAACAGCUAAAGGGGCAGGGUGUCUAGGUAUAUCCUGCAGUUGGAUGCAAUACCGAUGCAUCGCAUUUACACUGUCGAUCUGCGACAGACGCCACCGGGAAAAGAUCACCACAGGCUACGAACUUCACAGGGGCUUAGAACUUGGAACCCGCCGGUUAUAUCCAGCGUGUCGUUAG
Peronospora matthiolae is the source of this 231-nucleotide messenger RNA. Lineage: Eukaryota; Oomycota; Peronosporomycetes; Peronosporales; Peronosporaceae. The record is from the annotation of a GenBank genome assembly.